AUGGCAAUCGCUUACGAUUUAAACCCCAUGGUUAAUUUGAGAUCGGGUGGAACGCCUGAUUUGACGAAAGAAUACGUGACAACGCGUAGAAGAAGAAAUCCCCAAACGCCAGAGGCACAACAGGAAUCGAACGCAGGUUUACCAACGCCUGCAACCAACAAGGUGACUGCCCCGGGGGCAUUUGAACCUGACGACACAAUCGAAGAGGAAUCGAACGAGUCGAAUAUCGAAUACGAAGACCCGGUUAACGACAACGAAAUGUCAGAUAACGCGGGUGGCCCUAGUAGCCAUGAUGUGAGCGAAGAAACUCGCAUGAGACUGGAGAUCGCGAGACUCCAACAUGAAGUCCAACAAAUGAGAACUGGUAGGGGUCAGGCCUCUACAAGUGAUGAGAACAUCAGUGCAGAUCUAGCAAACUAUCUGCAGAGGAAAGGCAGAACGUCUGCUAUCGUGAAAAUCCUUAAUGAGUUCCGUGAUCAAGACAAGGUUAUACAAGGAGAUGACGCUACGAGAUACCGAUGGGCAAUCUUGAUGAUGUCGAAGGGCAUUGAGGCAACUACGCAACGCCGUGUAGGCACCCUACACUGGGAUGGUGGCAGCGAGUUUAAAGGCCAAGAUCUGAAGGCCUACUGCCAGAGCAGAGGAAUUGCGUAUGAAACGACUACGCCUGAUACGCCGCAAUCGAACGGCCCUGCUGAACGCGCCAACAGGAUUGUUGCAGAAAAGACAAGAAGCCUUCUAUUUGAUAGCGGACUAGCUAAGGAAUUGUGGGGUGAGGCGAUGCAAGCCGCGAUCAUGAUGAUCAACACGUCCCCAACGUCAACUAAGAUAUACGGAUGCAAGCAAGUAGUUCCGCUUACGCCAUUUGAGGCAUGGACUGGGGUGCAACCUACUGCCCAUUGGAUACGCAGGUGGGGGUGCAAGGUCUACAAGAAGAACCUAAAGGUUACCAAUAAGCUCGCGGAUAGGACUGACGGCAAGGAAUGGCAGCUAGUUGGCUACCAAGGACUGCACCAAUAUCGUAUCUGGGACCCAAUUGGCCGUCGCCUUGAAAUCGCGCGAGAUGUCGUAUUCGACGAAGGACUAGACAAGGGUGAAACCACGCCUGCGAACGUGGUGAGGCAAUCGAGCGAAUUACCAGAAGAAUUGGACGUACUAGAUGCUGCUGAUGGGUGGCAACACUGCCUCCUGCGACACCUAGCAAAGGUGAAACCUGACGUUUUGAAGAUGAUUGCCAAUGGGGAUCUUGAAGGUGCGAUAGAUCCAACAUACCUUCUAGAUAAUGAGACAGAACUUGUCGAGAAUGAUGAACCAGAAGACCCUGCCAAUGAGGACGAUCCUGUCCUGAGCACCCUAACUGACCGCCCAACUACCGUGGCGGAAGCCAAAAGGAGCCCUGAUUGGGACUACUGGUAUGAGGCGAUGAAGAAAGAGGUCAGCAUGUUUGAGAACAAGCAGACAUAUAUUGUCGUUGAGAAGACCCCAGGCAUGGAUAUCUUAACUGGUAAGUGGGUGUUUGAUCGCAAGUUGAACAAUAAGGGAGAAACAAUCCGGUUUAGAGCUCGCUGGGUGGUUAGGGGAUUCCUCCAACAACAAGGAGUCCACUAUACAAAGUCGUACGCCGCGGUGGUAUCAGGACCCACGUCACGGAGCUUAUUCGCAAUCUCAACGGCAAAGGGGUGGAAGGCAAAGGCGAUCGACUACGUCUCCGCGUUCUUGAACGGCAUACUACCGCAGCACGAGAUGGUAUAUAUGCAACUGCCUACAGGGAUUAAGCACGGCAGGGGGGGCCUGGUUGGCCUGCUCCGCCAGAGCCUUUACGGGAUGAAGCAAGCAGCGAGGGUGUGGUAUUUCCUUGCGACGGAACACCUCACCACUCUAGGAUUCAAAAUCUCGCCGUACGAUGGCGGAUUCUUAUAUCACCCUAUUCGCAAGAUCUACCUGACAUUGCACGUCGAUGACUGUCGGGUAACGGGACCCCAAGAGCAGCAAUUAGACUGGAUAUUGGCAGAGAUUGCUAAAAGGUUUGAGACAAAGGAUGUCGAAGAGAACAAGCCCUACCUUGGAAUGGAAGUCAAACGUCAAAUGAACGGCGACCUAGCGGUUACCCAGAACCGUUAUAUCGAUGAGAUCCUUGAGGAUUUUGGAAUGGACAAGGUCAACCCGGCCAGCACGCCGAUGGCGGCCGGCAUACGCCUAGAAUUCUCACCAGAUGAAGAUAGCGGGUUAGAUGACGAUUUUACUGCUACUAGAUAUCGUCAAGGCUUAGGAUCGCUGCAGUAUUUGGUGUCAAGCAGCAGACCAGAUCUGGCAUUCGCGGUCAACUACCUCUCACGUUUCAACUCGCGUCCGCACAAGGAAUGCUGGGCAGCAUUAAAACACGUCCUACGCUACGUCAAGAAAACGAAGGAUCACGGAAUCCUAUACAAGAAGGAGAUGAUUGGGGGACUCAGUCCUGUCGCGUACAGCGACUCAGAUUGGGCAGGGGCAGACCCCCAAUACAAGUCAACUACAGGUUACAUUAUCCUGCUAAACGGAUCACCAAUCUCGUGGCGGUCGCAACGGCAGACCUCAGUUGCAAAAUCAACCACUGAGGCGGAGUAUAUCGCGGCAAGUGAGGCAGCGUGCGAAGUGAUCUGGCUGAAUGACAUGUUAUUUGAUGCUGGAUUAGUAGAAGGGAAAGCGAAGGUAUGCUCGCACCUGCGAGUUGACAACAAGGGCGCGAUAGAUCUAGCAAAAGGGGAGUCCUUGACAAGGAGGUCACGUCACAUCGAGAUCAGAUACCAUAUCCUUCGCGAUCUGGUUGAAAAAGGCGAAAUCAUGAUGGAACACGUUGGUUCUACGGCCAAUAUAGCUGACGGCCUCACCAAGCCACUGGCAAGGCCUGCCUUCGAAGAAUUUGUUAAGAGGAUUGGCUUAAUGGAAAUUGGCAAGAAGGGGUGA
Histoplasma mississippiense is the source of this 2943-nucleotide messenger RNA. RefSeq lists its product as hypothetical. The record is from RefSeq and is a predicted model, not a curated record. Gene Ontology annotation, biological process: DNA integration. Lineage: Eukaryota; Fungi; Ascomycota; Eurotiomycetes; Onygenales; Ajellomycetaceae. Gene Ontology annotation, molecular function: nucleic acid binding. The transcript has 4 exons. The coding region runs from base 1 to 2943 and encodes 980 amino acids.